This is a messenger RNA of Musca domestica (house fly), 2339 nucleotides long. It is a transcript of the gene ase, whose product is annotated as achaete-scute complex protein T8. The transcript has a single exon. Gene Ontology annotation, biological process: neuron differentiation; sensory organ development; positive regulation of transcription by RNA polymerase II. Gene Ontology annotation, molecular function: protein dimerization activity; DNA-binding transcription factor activity, RNA polymerase II-specific; RNA polymerase II transcription regulatory region sequence-specific DNA binding. The record is from RefSeq and is a predicted model, not a curated record. Gene Ontology annotation, cellular component: RNA polymerase II transcription regulator complex. NCBI's taxonomy places the organism in Eukaryota, Metazoa, Arthropoda, Insecta, Diptera, Muscidae. The coding region runs from base 271 to 2319 and encodes 682 amino acids.
UUGUUGCAAGAGACGCCCCAUGACAUUUCAUUGCGAGACAUCGGGCACGCGACACACCACAACGCAGCUGCUAUACCACCAGCGGAUAGACAGCCGCAGCUAUUUUCCUUUGAAAAGAAAACUCCUGUAAAAUUACAUGACACACCAGCAGUCAGUUGAACGGCACAACUUCGAGUGACAACAUCGUGAAGCGGGAAAAUUCCGAAAAGCCAAACAUAAUCAAGCAAAGCAUAGUUUCGAAUCCCCUUCCGCACCUGAGAAGCUUUUUUAAUGAAAAGCUUCGCCUUCCAUCCGAUGGCCACCUUGGGUGUUUUGAAUUACAAUUUGCCACCAGGAUUAACCAUGAAAGUGAAUAACAACAACAAUAAUCCGACAGGAUCAGCCAUGAAUGGCAAUGGCAACAGCUCUCCGCUGCCAAUGGCGGCCAAUAAGGCCUUUAAUAAAAUCACAGUUCAAAAUGUUUUGAGUGAAAAUAAUUCGAAUGCCCUGAAUAUUGCCCAGGGUAAUCCCAAUGCAAUUGUGAGAAAAAUUAAGGAUUUUGGAAUGAUUGGAACGGUCAAUGGAGCGGGCAGUGUUAACUCCCUGAAUUUGAGUUGUAAUUCACGGAAAAUACCGCUCAGUGAAAACAGCAACAACAACAACAAUGGCAAUGAAGAAAAUAAACCGGCGACACGCAAGGAAAAGAAAACCCCUCUAACAGCCAGCAAAAAACCCAAGUUAAGUAAAGAGGAAAGAACCGCCCUGAGAUUGGCCAAAAAGGCAGCCAAGGAAAAUGCUGCCUUGGCAAAUGGUUCUCCCCUCACACCCACUGGAUUACCCAUUAAAAUUCCCGGUACACCGGGAAGAAAAGGCCUACCACUGCCUCAGGCCGUGGCUCGACGCAAUGCCCGCGAACGUAAUCGUGUUAAGCAGGUUAACAAUGGAUUUGCUGCUCUCCGAGAACGUAUCCCCGAGGAGGUGGCCGAGGCCUUCGAGGCCCAAAGUUCCUGUAAAAAUAACGGCAAAAAGUUAAGUAAAGUAGAAACCUUGCGCAUGGCUGUGGAAUAUAUACGCUCCUUGGAAAGGCUUUUGGGUUUUGAUUUUCCCACCGGAACCGCCUUGCAUUCCACCUCUUCCAGCGGGGAGGAUAGCUUUUCCAUGAUCAAGGAUGAAUUCGAUGCCUAUUCGCCGAGUAUGGAUGACCACUAUGAGGACUCUCUGAGCCAUUAUGAUUCCGAGGAUUAUUUUGCCCAUCAAGCGAAUACUUCCACAGCCGCUUCUCUACCACCCAACUGCAAUAGUCCAACACCAAACACACAAAUGGAUAGCCUACCAAAUAUUACCACCUUGAAUGGUCUGCAAUACAUCAGAAUUCCAGGGACAAAUACCUAUCAAUUAUUGACCCCAGACAUAUUUGUUGGCAAUGCCGCCUCCCCGCCAUCCUCGACCGUUGAUGAGGAACAUUUCCAGGCCUUAAUUGACACUAAUUGCAACAGUCCAACAUCGGCCGGGUCUCCGGCCACAACACCAGCGAAUAUGUCAUCACCGCCAACAACUACAACAACAACAUCGAUGUCAGCGGCACACGUUACAGCUGAUGUCAAUACGUCUUCUUCGCCACGUACAAUUAGCCCAAACACAGGCAUGGUCAGAACGGAAGCAGCACCUGUUGCAACGUCUUCCUUAGCAAAUACGAAGGGGUCAGUGAGUUUGUUAUCGACGGCUUCUUUGCCAUCAUCUUCAAGACUAUCGCCCGUGCCACAGCACCAACAACAACAACAACAGCAGCAGCAACAACAAAUGAAUAACAUGUUAACAACAACCCCCAACACAGCUGGAAGUGCAGUUAAUAAUGAACAUCAACCGCUAUUACAAACGGCAGCACCUGCCAACUCCGCGAGCCAACAACACCACCAACAAGAAAUGCAUGACUUACGGCAAACGUGUGCCGUUAACCCGCCACAAGUCUUGGAGACACACCUAAUUAAACAGGAAUAUGAAGAGCCAGCAAUUAUCUAUUCAAAUCAACAGAGAUCUCCUCAAAUGCAACAUCAGCAAAACCAACAACUUUAUAUGCCAGCACCAUCCCACUCCAUGGCCAUGUCACCGCCACUGGACAGACAAACACCCAAUUCCAUGGCAUUACCGCAAUUCUUUGGCCACACCAACAACAACGCAUCAAAUCAAAAUAAUUUCUAUCCCAGCCUCAUGCAAUUGAAAAAAGAAUUCGACGAGGAUCUCUUGGAUGUGGCUCACAAUGCCAAUGUCAUGUCCGAUGAGAGCAUGAUCGAAAGCAUUGAUUGGUGGGAGGCCCACACACCCAAAUCGGAAGUAUUGUAAAUUUUUUCUUUUUUUUUUUU